Drosophila rhopaloa is the source of this 708-nucleotide messenger RNA. RefSeq names its product U-actitoxin-Avd3n. Bases 40 to 507 code for a protein of 155 amino acids. The record is from RefSeq and is a predicted model, not a curated record. Gene Ontology annotation, molecular function: serine-type endopeptidase inhibitor activity. The transcript is spliced from 2 exons. Lineage: Eukaryota; Metazoa; Arthropoda; Insecta; Diptera; Drosophilidae.
AAGUUUUUAACAUAUUUAAUCAUAAAUUAUUUCACAGUCAUGUAUUUGUUUCCACUGUACAACUUAUUGAUUUACUCGAUAAGCACUGGGACUUCUAAAGCAAGUCGCCAAGAAAAAUGCUCAUUUAUGGCUAAUCAUGGUCCUUGCCAAAAAAAUUUUGAUAUGUUUGCCUACGACUUCGACAACAAUCGCUGCGUGGAAUUUGUAUACGGUGGCUGCGGCGGAAAUCCAAAUCGUUUUCAAACAAAACUGGAGUGCAUAUUGGCUUGUGAUGCUCUAGAAGAUCCUAAAAAUGUGGAUAUUAUCCCCACGGAUAGCUAUAAGUUUAUGACAGAGCAGCUAAAACCCGAUGACAAGUCAACGAAAUUGGUUUUUGCUUCAUCAGAAGUAGCACAAGAAGUCCCCGCAGGAAAGGAAGAAGAAGUAGUUGCAACGUCGACCUUUAAGGCAACUUCAAAAGAAUCACCAGAAGCCUUUACCCUCUUCAAUUUCGAACAACUUAAUUAAUCAAAAAUAUAAAUCUUACCUCGAAAUCCUGGCCAAUAGCGACGACAUUGAGAAGUUGAUGGUGCCAACACCAUUCCAGCAAUGGAUAUAUUCGUAUAGUUCUAUUCUUAAGAACCAAGAGCACUGGCAUUGUAUUUAACAUUCUUAGAUUUAAGUAAAUGAGCUCCAAAAUUUCAUACGGGGAUGUGUUCACAAAAGCAA